Molecule: messenger RNA, 957 nt
Organism: Kwoniella shivajii
Lineage: Eukaryota; Fungi; Basidiomycota; Tremellomycetes; Tremellales; Cryptococcaceae
Exons: 3
Coding region: 1-957 (318 amino acids)
Cellular component (GO): nucleus
Source: RefSeq, a predicted model, not a curated record
AUGUCUCAGAAAAUACUCGUCGUUCUCGGUGCUACCGGUAAACAAGGUGGAUCAGUAAUUAAAUCCAUUCUUGCUGAUCCCAAAGCCAAAUCCCUAUUCAAACUACGAGCUAUAACUCGUGAUACUACCAAAGAAUCCGCCAAAGCUCUCGAAUCUCAAGGAGUCGAGACUGUUAGUGCCGAUUUGGGGAAUAAGGAAUCUUUGAUCAAAGCCUUUCAAGGUGCAUACGCCGUUUUCUCAGUAACAGAUUAUUGGUCAACUAUGGAUACAAACGUUGAAUACAGUCAAGGAAAAGCGGCUGCAGAUGCUGCUAAAGAGACUGGAGUGCAACACUUUGUUUGGUCUUCCUUGUUGAACACUACAAAAUCCACGAACGGAAAACUCUCCAAUAUCGAACACUUCGAUACUAAAGCUGCCGUGGAAGAAUACAUUCGAUCAAUUGAUCUUCCUGCAUCAUUCUACCUUCCCGGAUUCUACAUGUCGAAUAUUCCAGGUCAAGCACUUCGAAAAGAUGAUUCAACAGGAAAAUACGUGUUUCAACUUCCCAUUCAAUCCGACGCCAAAAUACCUGUAAUCGAUAUCGAGAAUGACACAGGUAAAUUUGUCAAAUCGAUCCUCUUGAAUCGAGAUGCGACAAUUGGUAAACAUAUUUAUGGUGCUUCUGCUUAUUUGUCUCCUCAAGACAUCGUUGAUGGUUUCGUCAAAGCUUUCUCUAAGGAUGGUCAAGGAGCUUCGUUCAAAAUUCAAGAUGAUAAUGAAUAUAAAGGCGUUUUGGCCUAUUUCGGUAUGCCAGAGAAAGUUCAAGUUGAAUUACUCGAAAAUAUGCAUCUCUUGAAUCCGGAAUUCGGUUAUUACGCCGGAGCAGAUUUGACUGAAUCACACUCUAUCUUAACCGAUGAGUUGACUUCUUGGUCAGACUACGUCAAAGCUUCUCCCGCUUUCAAGGAUCUUCAGUGA